Messenger RNA from Carica papaya (papaya), 1803 nucleotides. NCBI's taxonomy places the organism in Eukaryota, Viridiplantae, Streptophyta, Magnoliopsida, Brassicales, Caricaceae. The record is from RefSeq and is a predicted model, not a curated record.
AUGAGCGAUAACUUGUUGCAGGAAGAAUUCCAUCAAAGCCCAUUAAUGAUAACCCUGGUAACCAACGGAUCUGUAGACUUCAGAGGGAGGAUUGCUGAUAAACAAAAAACCGGAGGAUGGAAUUCAGCGCCAUUUAUUAUAGUGAACGAGGUGGCGGAGAGAUUAGCAUUUUAUGCGAUUUCAGUGAACUUGGUGAUCUACUUGGUUAUGGAGAUGCGAGAAUCGAUCCCAACGGCUGCUGUACAUGUGACAGCUUGGAUGGGUUCUGCAUAUGUUUUCACUCUGCUUGGAGCAUUCAUAGCGGAUGCUUAUCUGGGUCGCUUUAAGACCAUUCUAGUUUUCUCCACCAUCUACUCCUUGGGAAUGGUUUUGUUAACACUAUCGGCCGCCAUAGAUGCUCUACGUCCACCUCCAUGCACUGCAAAAUCAUGCACAGAAAUAACUUCCGGUCAACGUGGCUUCCUGUUUCUUGCAUUAGGUCUUGUAGCCAUCGGAACCGGCGGCAUAAAACCGUGCGUUUCAUCGCUUGGCGCAGACCAAUUCGACGAGGCUGACGAGAAAGAAAUGCAAAAUAAAUAUGCUUUUUUUAACUGGUUCUUCUUCGCAAUAAACAUGGGUGUAAUCUUGGGUAUCACUGUAAUGGUGUACAUACAAGAUAAGAAAGGCUGGGUAUGGGGUUUCGGUGUACCCACUGCGUCUAUGAUUUGCUCAGUUAUUAUACUCGCCAUGGGAACGACUUAUUAUCGUUAUCAAAAGCCCAUGGGAAGUCCCUUUACCAGAUUCUUUCAGGUCUUCGUUGCAUCUGUCAGGAACCAUUACAGAGGAGUUCAAGUCGGCAAGGAAGAUGAACUUUUUGAGGUCCAAACUCUUGUUUCUGAUAUAGUUGGCGCUCGGAAACUAGCUCAUACGGAUCAGUACAGGUUUUUGGACAAGGCUGCGAUAAUAACAGACCCAGAGGAAAACACCAAGAACCGAUGGAAACUAUGCACAGUAACCCAAGUAGAAGAACUGAAAACGUUCAUUAGAAUGUUAUCAAUCUGGGCGACUACAAUAGCAUUAGCAAUUUCAUUCGCUCAACUCUCAACAUUCUUCAUCAGCCAGGCUGCCAUCAUGGACCGAACCCUCGGUCCAAACUUCAUCAUUCCCCCAGGCUCAAUCCCCAUCUUCAGCGCUGUAAACGCUCUUUUCCUCGUUCCCAUCUACGAAAAAUGGAUCGUCCCACUCCUCCGCAAACGCACCGGCCACCGACGAGGCAUAACAUCCUUGCAGCGCAUGGGUGUCGGUCUGUUCAUCUCAAUAUUCGCCAUGAUCUCCGCCGCUGUCGUCGAGAAAAACCGCCGGGAAAGUUCCAACACUUCGGCCAUGAGUGUGUUUUGGUUGUUUCCUCAAUUUUUUCUCAUCGGUUCUGCAGAGGUUUUCACCUACGUUGGACAAUUAGAAUUCUUUUACGACGAGGCGACGGAAGGGACGAGGAGUAUUAGCAGUGCAAUGAUGUUGACUGAGAUUGGAAUGGGAAGCUGGUUGAGUACCGCCAUUGUUAAAAUCAUUGGACGUGCCACUGGUGGAGAAGAUAGAGGUUGGCUUAGGCGGGAUCUGAACAAGAGUCGGCUUGAUUACUUAUACUGGAUUCUGACCGGCAUUAAUGUUUUCAAUUUCUUUCUUUACGUCUGGGCGGCUUGCCGGUACAAGGGGAAGAAUGUAGUUGGAGGAGCUGUAAGACAGGAGGCGAAAUCUGAGAAGGUUGGUCGAGGGAAGAAGGAAGAGGCAGGGGAAGACGAAGAAUUUCAAACUGUAACGUUAUGA